AUGAAUCUCUACCGAAAAAUUGUUACAAGUGCUCAUCAUGGUCAUACAAAAGCUCAUCGACCAUUGUAUAUUGAAAAAUUCGGUUUAAGUCAUGUGAAUAAAAUAUUGAAGAUGUUUACACCAGAAGAACUGAUUCAAUGUCAUAUUUAUUCCCUUGAAUACGAUUGUCAAUUAGCAAGACAACUUAGCCGGCAGACGGGAAAACAUGUGGAAAGUUUUGCUAUGAUUUUAGAUCAAUUUUUUCCACUUUGGAAUUUUGUGAAAUAUUGGCUUGGCCCUGUGAUGACAGAAAAAAUUAUUGUUAUAAAAAAAGGUUCUCAAACAUCAGCAUCAUUAUUACAACAUAUUGAUUCUGAUCAUUUGCCAAAUGAAUAUGGUGGUAGCUGUAAUUCAUGUUCUACUGGCUCCAAUUGCAUUUCUGUGUACGACUGGAGCAAUGAUAACACUGAUGAUAAACAGGAAGAACAUGAGGAACCAGAAGAACAUGAACAACAAAAGAAACCGGAAGAAUAG
Messenger RNA from Rotaria sp. Silwood1, 513 nucleotides. NCBI's taxonomy places the organism in Eukaryota, Metazoa, Rotifera, Eurotatoria, Philodinida, Philodinidae. The record is from the annotation of a GenBank genome assembly.